AUUUCUGUAGCCAGAUGAAAAUGCCGCAUGCCUCGACUUAUGACAUGUUUGAUGGAAAUAUUCCACAUGGGAAUUCUCUUUUGUAGUCCUUUCAUUUUUAAAAUUACUUCAGUCUGUAAAUCUAAAAUGCGGUAUUUAUGCAAAUGAGUUAUUUUGUGAAACUGAAUUGCGCCCUCAAGAGACCACUAAAGUAAUCGGCAUGGUGCAUUUCUCAUUUUGGUGUUGGGACUUGGCUUAGUUCAUGUAAAAUAAGUUGCCUCAUGAAAAGUUGGCAAAAUGGUGUUCUAUUUUAAGAGUGAGGGUUAUGUCAUCUAUGUAGGCAUUGACAAGCAUGAAAAUGAAGAGUUGCUCAAGUAUGGUUUUCCAGAAGAUAUAUGGUUUCACGUGGACAAGCACUCGUCGGCUCACGUGUACUUGAGGCUGCCAAAGGGAGAGAAUAUCCACACCAUUCCGGCCACAGUUCUGGAAGACUGUGCCCAGUUGGUCAAAGCCAACAGCAUCACUGGUAAUAAAACCAAUAACAUCAACGUGGUCUACACACCAUGGACCAACCUCAGGAAGUCAGCAGACAUGGAUGUGGGUCAGGUCGGAUUUCACAAACAGAAAGACGUCCUCAGCGUAAAAGUUGAGAAGAGAAUCAACGAGAUAGUCAACAGGCUGAACAAGACAAAAGAGGAGAGGAUGCCCGACCUGCAGGCAGAGAGGGAGGAAAGAGAUCGGCUGGAACGAGAAGCAGCCAAGAAGGUGGCCCGGGAGAAGAAAGAGAAGGAGAAAGAGGCAGCUCGGCAGAGACAGAAAGAGACAGAAAUCAGGAGUUACUCAUCGCUGAUGGUUGCUAGCAAUAUGAAAUCAAACGCUAAUGCAGAUUCUGAUGAAGAUGACUUCAUGUAGGGCACUGACGAUCAGCAGUAGACCUGGUACAUUGUGCAUAGACAUGCUGCCACUGACGGACUUCAAAUACCACCCGAAGAAAUCAUUGCACAUGGAACAGGCAGCCCCAGGAAUCAGAAUAUUUUCUCGUUUCAUUGACCAUGUGUGGGAGCUGUUUAAGGUACCAUGUGGUUCUGGAAUGCGGCACCAAUGUACACCUCCAAACCAUACCGCAGAAAACCUCACACCGCAUCCUUGGCAGACAUUUCCACGGCAUCACUCUCAGCGGCCCAUUUGUUCUGCACAUUUGCAGCGCCUUUGCUGGCCACUUCUCUCUGGACGUUGUCUUUGUCAAACCUGUUGGCAGUUUUACUGCACAGAUUAAUUCUGUUGCCACUCACCUGUGUAUAUAUUGCCAGAAUUGUCCAAAAUUUUGAAUCGUCUGUUUGUCUUUUGCUUGUAGGAACAUGUUCAUUGCAAUAGGACUGUUGGUUUAUGUUCAUUACAACUGGAAUAACCCAUGUUGUACUAAUGUAGUUGACUGUUUAGCUAUUUUGCAAACAUUGAUAACAGCUAAGAGGGUGAAUUUUGAGUGAAAAGGCCUGUCCUGCAUUGCCCAUUGACAACUGCAGUCUUUGCAUUCCUGAUGCUAGAGAAUGAAUCAUGAUUCUGAAAAGGUUGUUGAACUCUGUGAGCAACUGAAUAAUUUGGAAACCGUUAGAAAUUGAGAUGCCUUUGAGGGAUUUGCACUUGACUUCCACAUUUGGACAUUUGAUUAUCAAAAAAACAAGGUGACUCAAGUUGGCUCGAAAACACCAUUUGGUUUGGCUAGUUUAACAUCUAUUCACGAUAUCAAAUUGGAGUCAAGACCAUCUCAUGACCAGUCACAA
Molecule: messenger RNA, 1760 nt
Organism: Acanthaster planci (crown-of-thorns starfish)
Lineage: Eukaryota; Metazoa; Echinodermata; Asteroidea; Valvatida; Acanthasteridae
Gene: ccdc25
Product: coiled-coil domain containing 25
Source: RefSeq, a predicted model, not a curated record